Xylaria bambusicola is the source of this 2839-nucleotide messenger RNA. RefSeq names its product C2H2 type zinc-finger-domain-containing protein. Gene Ontology annotation, molecular function: zinc ion binding; nucleic acid binding. Bases 634 to 2301 code for a protein of 555 amino acids. The record is from RefSeq and is a predicted model, not a curated record. Lineage: Eukaryota; Fungi; Ascomycota; Sordariomycetes; Xylariales; Xylariaceae. Gene Ontology annotation, cellular component: preribosome, large subunit precursor. The transcript has 2 exons. Gene Ontology annotation, biological process: ribosomal large subunit biogenesis.
GGUACAAGUACAGUAGAAGUACAGUAGAAGAGCCAGGGCUUCUUGUCACGGCUCCUACGGCCCCAGAACUAAACUACUUACCAAAACGACACCAGGGAAAGUCACCGAGACCUACUCGCCCCACUGAAGGGCACCAAUUCCUCCGGAUUAAUCAUUCAGAUUCCACUAUUCAAUUCCAUCCCACUUCUUCGCCUUCGACCCCUCCAUCAAAGAAAAAAAUACCUACCCACCAUCACCUACAUACACUUACUUACCUUACCUACUACCCUAUUAUCUGAACCAAGAGAAAAAAACCCUCGUGAUAAAACGGUGGCGCAUUUAUAACGCACCUGGGUGUCGCAUCCACUUUCUCGCUCCCCUUCCUACCUGUCAACCAAGACAAAAGGGCCCGGGCUUUGCACACGAGGUUUGCACAUCCAGACAAACACCAUCGUCAUCGCCCUGCCAAUUAUCGCUAUACCCUCCCUUGACUUGAGAGAUUGUAAAUUGAGCGGGCUACGGUUUAUCACUCUUCGCAGCAUCCAACUGCUGUUGGCUUGCAUCCUAUACUUCCAAGUCACAUCAACUUGACCCUGUCAUAUUAGCUUCCUACAACACAAAGUCGCUCACAUCCGCUUGUUGACCCGUGAAAACAUGGCCACCAUAGCAAGCAAUCGGCCCGCAAGCACCGCCUUUCCGGCCCAGCAAGAUGUCGCUCCAUCCUCUCACCAAUACACCUGUAACACAUGUCAAGUAGCCUUCCGAUAUGCCGACACUCAGAAGGGCCACAUGAAGAGCGAUUGGCAUCGAUACAACCUCAAGCGUCGUGUUGCUUCGCUGCCCCCAAUUUCAUCCGAGGUUUUCACCGAAAAGGUUAUACAAGCACGCGCUGCCACCGCCGCCGAGGCCGAUCGUGCCGGCUUCCAACAGCUAUGUGAAGUCUGUCAGCGAACGUAUUAUAGUGAAAACUCGUACCGAAACCACAUCAGUAGCCAAAAGCACAAAGCGAAGGAAGCAGCUCUUGCUAAACGAGGAGCCACGAUCGACGAUGCCAGCUCUGUUAUGAGCUCUACCUUCUCACUUGGCAACCCGAUAUCGGUGCCAUCUGAAGGGGUGGACUCUGACGCUGAAGUUGAGUUCAGCGAAGUUGUUGAAGGCCUACAGAAGACCAGUCUGAAGGAGCGCCCCUCGCCCGUCAAGCGACCCUCGAACCCCGCCCCUUCCGACUCUGAAGGUCAGGAAGAACACGCUGCAUCAGAACUACCCAACGACACUACUUCCAGAACUGAAACACCUGUUCCGGCUACUACAUUGAAAAGCUGUCUGUUCUGUAACUAUGACUCUCCCACUAUUCCUCUCAACGUCGUUCACAUGGAGCGUAUACAUGGCAUGUUCAUUCCAGAGAAGCAAUACCUAGUCGAUUUAGAUGGCUUGAUCACCUCUUUGCAGCAACGCAUCCGGGAGUAUCAUGAGUGUCUGUAUUGUGGGAAGAUGAAAAAUACUGUCCCUGCCGUGCAAACACAUAUGCGCGACAAGGGCCACUGUAUGAUUCCUUUUACCACGGAAGAGGAGCAACUCAUGAUUGGUGAAUUCUACGAUUUUAGAAGUACUUAUUCGGAUGAAGAGGAUUCGGAGGACGAGUCCGUCGACGAUGACAAACCUAAUGGAGGUGCUAAACUCGGAGCUAAGCGGCCGUCAAAGGCGGUUGGGGAGAACGGUGACGAGAUUAUAGAAGAGGAAGAGGGUUGGGAAACUGACAGCUCAGCUUCAUCAUGUGAUUCGGAAGAUCUCCAGUCGAUUCCUGUCGAUAACUCUUAUCGACAAUUCGAGCGGCUUGAUAAACAUCCCCAUCAUUCAUCUCACGACCCUCGGCAUCAUCACCAAAAGGACGGUUGGCAUUCCCAUGCUCACAAGCAUCGGGCUAUCUUCUAUGAUGAUGCUGAGUUGCAUUUACCUUCCGGUCGUGCUGUUGGACACCGGUCUCUAGCUAAGUAUUAUCGCCAAAAUCUGCAUCACUACCCUACGCCAGAAGAACGUGCCGAAAAGUUGGCAAUUGAAGCUGCAAAAUCUUCAGACAUUGAAGAAUCUACCAACGGAAACAGACAAGUUUCUCGUCGGCAAGAUCAUGGCAAAUUUGGAGCCGUAGUUACACGAGCAAACGGUGGUCGCGGUAUGACAGGAGUAAGCGAACAAAAGAAGAAGGAAGUACAGCGUGCAGUUCCGCGCAGUGUUCGUCAGCAGCAGAUGAGAGAGAAUCGCAACACCUGGCUUCUGAACAGAAGAAACAACCACCAAGAGCAUUAUAACUACCAGAUAUUGUGAUCUGGUUCAGCAUGGCAAGUUGUGGUGGAGGGUUGGGCUCGCAUAUCUGGCGUUUAUGGGAAAAGAGUAACGACAAGUUUCUGCGCGGUGAUUCAUACAUGGCUUCCUCAAUAAAUCAACAUUGCAUCUAGACUACGCCUCUAUCCACAUAGCACUGUGUUUAAGACGUGCUCAAAUUUAGAAUGCAUCACCGAUAUUCUCCGCGAGAACAUUGAUGAAUUAGAGUAGCCACUUUAAAUAGAUAUACAUUAUAACGGUGAUAUGGCGAAACAAUAUCUAUCUGCAAACGGAUUACGGAUACAGCUAGUAAGGACAGACGUCACAUUGAUGUUUGCACCUUGGUGAAGGCGAAGAUCAUAAUAUACUCUCAGUUAAAUUGACGUUGGUUUUGCUAUUGAUAUCGGGUUGUCUCUUUUUACGAGUCCAAGUUUCUAAGUAUGGCGGUAGAUGUACAUGUCCAUAGAGAAUGGUAUGAAUUAUCUAGGUAGCUGAUUUCAUCUUCUAUUACUAUGUAUGUCAUCUUAAGGUAUUAGAGUGC